Spinacia oleracea (spinach) is the source of this 2449-nucleotide messenger RNA. Its product is annotated as probable starch synthase 4, chloroplastic/amyloplastic. The record is from RefSeq and is a predicted model, not a curated record. The coding region runs from base 281 to 2281 and encodes 666 amino acids. Lineage: Eukaryota; Viridiplantae; Streptophyta; Magnoliopsida; Caryophyllales; Amaranthaceae. The transcript is spliced from 19 exons.
UUAAUUUUGAAUGGCUAGACGGAGUCGCGGAGGGAGUGAUAAGUUAUCGUUUUGUAAUAAUUUAGAAAGUGUGUGUGAAUGUCUGUUUAAGUGUUUAGUUCAGUCGUUGGGAGGAACUUCCAUUUUAGGAGUGCCACGGUGAACACGCCGAGGAAGAGUGAAAGCUCUAUUUUUAGAAACUUCCUCCAUUAAUGCACCCUAAAUUUGGAACUUUGCAAAUUCCUUCUUUCUCAAAUUCUUUGUCUCAAUUUUGAUGUAGUUAAUUCAACAAUUAAAUUAAAUGGCAGUUUUAGCGAAUUCGUUUGUUCAUCUGCCUCCAUUUUUAGCAAAAACUUCCUUCAGAAGCUCCAGAAAAUCAGUUACAACUAGAAUACCAAUUAUUCGCUCCAGCGUGGAAGCUCAUGAUAGCGUGGACAUUUCUCAGGCGUCUAGUAGCGAAUCAGAACUGCAAAAGAGUGAUGUAUGGCGACUCUUCUCAGAAGCUCAGCAGAACAUACUGUAUUUGGACAAACAACGCAUGGCUGCGGUUCAAGAGCUGAAUAAAGCAAACAUGGAGAUUCAAACUCUGCAUCAAAGAAUAGAGACUCUGGAGGCUGGAAAGCAUCAAAAUUCCAUAAGAGAUAAUUCAACAAAUCUCUGGGAAUUACUUCUUCGGAUAGAUUCAAUGGUCCUUACCGGCAUGAUUGACAAAGGAGAUGCAUCUGAUUUAAGAAGGCUGGUCAUGGAUUCUAAGGUCAGUUUACAAGAUGACUUCGUUCCUCUUCUGCAGAAGACGGAUUCUGAGCUUUUGGCUGAGUUGCGUCGUUUGUCACUUCAAACUAAAAGGAGUGGCUUUCAUGUAAUACACGUUUGCACCGAAAUGGAGCCAGUAGUUUCUGUUGGAUCGUUAGGACCUUAUGUUACUGGCAUAUCGUGUGCGCUGCAAAGGAAGGGCAAUUUGGUUGAGGUUAUUUUACCAAAGUAUAAAAGCUUGGACUUGAGUGAGGUACAAGGAUUACAAGAAACACAAUCAGAAUUCUAUUCGUAUUUCAAUGGGCAAUUACAUGCAAACAAAAUAUGGACUGGUGUAGUCUGUGGGAUUGGAGUGACUUUUAUUCAACCUCUGUACUAUUCGCCAUUGUUUGACCGUGAGAUGGUUUAUGGCUACUCUGAUGAUUUUGAAAGAUUCGCAUACUUCUCUCGUGCUUCGUUGGAUUAUUUGGUAAAAGUGGGAAAGUAUCCGGAUGUAUUACAUACACACAAUUGGGAGACUGCAAUAAUUGGGCCACUCUUCUGGGAUAUAUUUGCUAACCAGGGAUUUGCUGGUACCAGAAUAUUUCUAACAUGCCUAGGCUUUGCUCCCCAGUGCCUUGAGCAGCCUGAAAAGCUUGAACUCUGUGGACUUGAUCCCUCUAGACUCAAUCGUCCAGAUCGUUUGCAAGAUAACACUAAGGCGCAUCUUGUAAAUAUUUUGAAGGGUGGAGUUGUUUACUCCAAUAAAGUAGUGGCUAUGUCGUCCUUGAGUUCAAAAGGGACAAUCAUCCGGAGUCUUGGUCAAGGCCUUGAGCCAACAUUGUCCACUCAUAAGGAUAAGCUAGUUGUUGCUCCAUAUGGAUUUAAUCAAACAAUGUGGGAUCCUUCGAGGGAUGAAUUACUUCCUGAAAACUAUAGUGUUAAUGACAUGAAAGGAAAAGCCAUCUGUAAAGGUGCACUACAGAGACACAUGGGGUUCAGUGAGGAUGCUUCAUCCAUUCUUGUUGGAUGCAUCUUCUCUGAAAUUUCAGACGUGGAUCUGGAGAAUCUGAUCGGUUUCUUGCAGAAUACUGCUUUGAGUGGAAUUCAGUUUAUCUUCACUGGAGAAAGCAAGGUACCUAGAAUCAACAGUGUGCUACAAUCUCUCAGUGAAGGAGUUGAGGAUAGGAAUGUCAGAUUUAUAAACAAGUAUGACGAAGCUCUAACACAUUUGAUAUUUGGAGGAUCGGAUAUAAUAUUGUGUCCCUCAUACGAAGAUCCAGUGCUUCAAGUGCCGCUGAAGGCUAUUAGAUACGGAGCUGCCCCCAUUUUGGUGACCUCCACUGAACGAAGAUUCAGGGAUUUUGUGGAGCUCGACUUUAGAAGCACUCAGUUUUCUCAAUACAUCUCGACGUUUUCAAAUAUGUCACUGAUGCAAGCUCUUGAUGAAAUGAGGAAUAAUCCUUUGAAAUGGAGUCAAAAGAUAAAGGAGGCAAUGUUGAAGGACUUCUCAUGGGAUGCUGAGUGUUAUGAUGUGCAUAUUUCUGCGUAUGAAUCCUUAAAGAACUAGUAAGUUGUAACAUGUAACAAAUUGUAUUAUAUCACAUAUAAACAUGUGUAACUUACUCUUUCCCGUCUUCUACGCGAUUCAAUGUACGUGAUUCUACGCGAUUCAAUGUACGUGAUUCUACACGAUUCAAUGUACGUGAUUCUUUUCAAAUAGAACGUGUUGGUUCUA